UGCUGCCAGGAGGCUGCAGGCGCCGCACGGUUCCAGAGCGGCUGGGCUUGCCGUCCGCGGCGCGCAGUUGAGGCUCGGUGCCCCUGCAGUGCCCUCCGUGCAGGAUUCUGCCUGCGCUGAGCAGGGCUCGGGCAUGAAGGCGAGUCCGGAGCCAGGGAAGCAGCAGCCGGAGCAGCAGCAGCAGCAGCAGCAGAGCCAGGUGGCUGCAGCUGCGGCUGCGGCGGGUAAAGAGCCCGAUCCGCGCUGGGCAAGGGACGGCGCCCGGAGCGAGGCGACGGAGGCGGAGCGGCUGCGCACCCGGGAGCGGCUGGAGGCCACACUCGCCGGGCUGGCCGAAUUGGAAUUCCUGCGCCAGCGGCAGGAGCUGCGCGUCAAGCGGUUACUGGCCGCCGCGCCCUCGGCUUCCCUGCGCGGGACCUGCUCCGGGGAAACGACGAGAGCCGCAGCAGGAGCCGGGAUCCCGCCGCGCAGCUUAGAAGAGAAGUUCCUGGAGGAGAACAUCCUGCUUCUGCGGAGGCAGCUGAACUGCUUAAGAAGAAGAGAUGCUGGCUUAUUAAACCAGUUGCAAGAACUGGACAAACAGAUCAGUGAUUUGAGGCUGGAUGUUGAAAAGACAGCAGAUGAACACCUUGACAUGGAUAGCCGUCCCAGUUCAGGGUUUUAUGAGCUGAGUGAUGGGGCUUCUGGAUCUCUCUCCAACUCGUCCAACUCUGUUUUCAGUGAAUGUUUAUCCAGUUGUCACUCCAGUACUUGCUUCUGCAGCUCUUUGGAUGCAUCCUUGAGUGGCUCUGAUGGACGGCCCAAAUCUGCAGAGACUCAGGGCGGCUCGAUGCAUGCGAGUGGUGGCAAGCAGCCGCAGAAGAAGGCGAGGCAGGUGUCAAGGUGUGCGAGGCCUGAUUUCAUCAGCUGGCUGGAGCAAAACAAAGGAGUCCAACAAAAUGACCAAGCGGGGAUGGCCUCUCCAUCAAUGCCACACACAGAUUCUUUUGACAUCGUUGCAGAUGUACAUCCAAAAUACCAGUGCGAUCUGGUGUCUAAAACCGGAAAUGAUGUGUACCGUUAUCCCAGCCCUUUACACGCUGUUGCAGUGCAGAGCCCCAUGUUUCUUCUGCCGGUGACCAGUUGUCCCCCAAGAGAAGAAGUAGAAAGAACCAGUGACAAUGCUGUUGAUGUUGGACCGGAACUCAACUCAGAAAAAACAGUGGAUUCUUGUCUUUCACACACUUCUCGUUCUCCAUCCUGUCCUUUGCCCAGCAGAAAAAUGGAUGGAUAUAUUUUAAGCCUUGUGCAAAAAAAGGCUCCUUCGGUGAGGACUAAUAAACCAAGAACGAAUCUGAAUGCAGAUCUGGCCAAGGGGAUUUUGAGACAUGGAAGCUUGUGUCUUCGGCAGAUGGCUACCGCUGCGCCUAGCAAUACCACUAACGCUAAGAAUCUCAAUCAGCCACUUUCACAUUCCAGUGGAACCACUCUUACCCUAGACAACAGUGCCUUUUCUCCCAUAAAGCAGAAUUCAAAGGAUGUAGAGCAUACGGAGUUAAAAAAGAUACCCGCACCUGCUGUUUUCCCACCAAAUGCUAAUAAUGAUCAAAGCAAGCCCUCGGUGAAGAAUGUCAAAACUCAAGAAGUGAUGCGAUCCCCUGUGACUAAGAGUGAUGCUCUCAAGGAAAGUGGCCAACUCUUUUUGAUAUGUCCUAAAGAAAGCCCAGGGCAGCACAUAACACCCUUGAAAGAAAAGAAAGCCGUCCAGCUUCCCAAAAAGCUAUCAUUUAAAAGUAGUGGGACGCAGUCGGCUUGCUCUGUUUUGUCAGGCCAGGAGAGCAGAUCAUUGGUGGAAUUUAAGAGUGAGGGGUCAUCAUCCCAGAGUCUGGAGGAGGGAUUGCUGGUGAAUGCCCAGUUCAUACCUGCUCAGCCACAAACAGUCAGACUUCACAAAGGCACCAGGAGUGUCAAAAUUCUCAAAGGUUCUAUGGUGAAACACAGAUCUCAUCUGGUCACUGUGCUGGAAAAUGGACCUCAGGCUGGACGGGAGAGGGCCAAACCCGUGGGCAAAAAGUGUCACUUCCUGGAUGAAUUGGAUCCAAAUAAGAAGCCAAAAAAGACCGCUUUGAGAGGGAAGAAAGGCCUCCACCUUCAGCCAGAUGCCAACCAUCCAAGUCGGCAGCCAGGCGUACUCAAGUCUGUGCUGAGGCCCCACGGACAUAGCAGAGAACCAGUAGUUGCCAAGCCCAAGCACAAACGAGCAGAUUACCGGCGCUGGAAACCCUCUACAGAGGUAUCUUAUGAAGAUGCCCUUAGGCGGGCCAGGAGGAACAGGAGGGAAGCUGUAGGAGUCUAUUCACAGGUUCCACAUCCUUAUAUCAGCCCCUAUGCCUAUGUUGCUAGUGACUCAGAAUAUUCGGCUGAAUGUGAAUCCCUCUUCCACUCCACUGUAGUGGACACCAGCGAGGAUGAAAGGAGCAACUAUACCACCAACUGCUUUGGGGACAGCGAGUCCAGCUUAAGUGGAGUGGAGUUUGUUGGUGAAAGCACAACAACCAGCGACUCAGAGGAAAGCGGGGGCCUCCUUUGGUCCCAGUUUGUUCAGACACUUCCCAUCCAGGCAGUGGCUGCUGCUUCAGAGCUCCAUGAAAAUGCAGCCAAAGCCUUUGUUAAGAUUAAAGCAUCCCAUAACCUUAAGAAGAAAAUCCUUCGCUUUCGGUCCGGCUCUCUCAAACUGAUGACUACUGUCUAAACGGAUAUGAGAAGCAAAUGAUAGCAGCAAUGAUAAUAUCCCUGCCUCUUGGUGAGACGUAUAUGUGUAAGGGAAGUGAGUGUCAGGAUUUUGGCAGAUCUUGGGGACAUUUUUUCAGGACUUGGGAGCUCUGUAGCUAUGCUGACUCUCAGAGGGCCCUUCACCGGCUGUCAUUGGAAUUGCCUGCCUUAACAUCUCGAAGGGCAGAGCAAGCAACUUUUCUGUGACGGAGUGGACAUGUUUGUGUAGGUCUACUUUUUGGGCUGAGGACUAUAGAGGGAUCAAGCAAGUAAGGCAGGGCAUGUCCUGCAAGGGGAUAAUGUUGUGCCAUUUCAAGGCUUCCUAAUCUUUUCCAGCUUCAGAGGUUGGAUAACCACUCGUAAGGUUAUGUAAGGUGAAGGAAUGACAAAAUUUUGGGGACAGGGCCAAACAUGGGAAGCUUGGUUUUUUUUGUGUAUGUGUCUGGAAUUCAAGACUUUGGGGGGAAUUUUAAGAGGUAAAAUUAGGUGGAGAUUUAAGUCAUCUAUUUUAGACAUUGAAACCUCCAAAAAGGGAAAGCUGACCUUAAAAAUCCUCCAAACAAUACCAUAGAACCGUGAUGGCGAACCUAUGGCAUACAUGCCACUUCUGGCACACAGAGCCUUCUCUCCAGGCAUGCGAGCUGUUGCCCAUUGCUCUUCUGGGUUCUGGCGCACUGGCCAGUUAGUUUUCAUGCAUGCUGGAGCACUGGAAACUGGAAGAGCAGCCGCCCGGUGCGCAUGCGCGCUAGGAAGAUUAUCUUCUGGUUUUUGGCACGCACAUGUGCCCUGGCCAGCUGGACUUGGCAUGCACAUGCAUGCCAGAAACCGGAAGACCAGGUGGCCGAUAUGCAUGGGUGUGCCGGAAACUGGAAGAUCAUCAUCCCUGCACGCUCAUGUGCACCAGAUAGCUGCUCUUCUGUUUUCCAGUGUGCCCAUGCACUCCAGCCAGCUGGCCUUCGCAUGUGCAUGUGCACCAGAAACUGGAAGACCAGGUGGCCGGUUUGCAUGCAUGUGCUGAAAACCAGAAGAGCAGCCUCCCGGUGUGCGCUUGCACACCGGGUGGCUGAUCUUCCGGUUUCCAGCACGCGCGCAUGUGCGUGCAUGCAUGCUCCUGUUUUGGCACUCGGUUCACCAAAAGGUUCACCAACACUGCCAUAGAAUGAAAGUAUCUGUUUAGUUCAUUUUGGGGGGAAUCUCGGGAAGAACAUAAAACGUGUUGGGGGACUCCAUUUGAGCCAGGGUGUCUACCUCUGAUUUAAACUUUGAAAUAAUCCAUUAUAAUAACAGAACGUUGGGCAGAUUUAAUCUCCUUCUCCUAAUGCACCAUUUUUAGCAUGACAAGGGCUUGCUCUGGAGAAGGAAAGACUCGCCUCUUUUACGUUUGCAGGCUUCCCAUUCUCACUUGCCUUGAGCAAUCAGGCAAAUGGCUAGUUACAAGACUGGUAUAAGCAGAGAACAGAAAGUAGAAUCUAUGGCAGCCUUUUCUAACCAGAUACCUUUAGUGUGGGGACUGCGAUUCCCAGAAUUCACAGCCACCAGGAAAGGCAGCAAUUCAGCCCAUUAGGGAAGGUUGCCUUACGUAGACUUUUUUGGGCUCUCUCUGGUGCUGCUUUUGGCAAUCUGCCAAAAAGGUCUUAUGAAGAUGUGACCAACACACAUCUGCCUACGUAAACAAAACAAGGUGCUUCUUGUAAAUAAUUUUUCUAGAAUGCUUUUUGUAGGGCAGAUAUUUAAGUCUUAACGGACUGCUUAGUUAAUGUCACUUGAACCUCCAUAUUUUUGAGUCAACACUAGUGCCUUUUAAGUGGUGAGAACAAAAGCCACUGUGCUAGUUUUUAAACAAAGGAUUAAGACACCAGUUUACUGCUUGGGCUGAUUGAGAUGCAGAGAAAUGAAGACUUAGACCAAAUGUUGAUUUAAAAACAGUGUUAGAAACAUCAGUGUGAAAAGAUGGUUAAAUGAAAUGCAGGAUACACAUUUUUUAAAUAAGCAAACUUGGUAAGCAUUGUGUUGAUUUAUGCGGCAUCACUGAUUAACACAGAAAAUCUCUGCUUCAGAUUAUCUCCAUCAUCCACAGACAUUUUAUAUUUACAAAAAAAGAGACCAAGAUUUCGCUUGAUGCCUCCUUAUACGCUGAUUAGAUUAGUUGUUCCUGUUGUUCAGCAUUGUCUAUUUUGAAUUAAAACUACCUUCAAGAGUCUUGAGCAGAGGUUUUCCCCAUUAUUUUCUCCUGGAUGAUUUUUAAAUGUAGAAGCAGGGAUUGAACUGCCUUCCAAAGGAGGAACCUCAGUACUGAGCCAUAACUACCUAAAGCUGCCUUGAAUUUAGAUAAUGAUCCAUCCAGCCCACUGCUCUAUGGCUUUUUCCAAUGUUACUUUCUGAGAUCCUGAAGAAGUUGGGAAUUUGGGGCAGUGGCUCUACCUCUUGAAUUACUGUAUUCAUCAUCUCUUACCAACAUGCACAUGUUUUAGUAGUAUUGAAUAUUAAAUUGGAUUAGGAGGUGGCAAUCCAAAUAGUGAGAUGAGGGAAACAAAUGACAUAAACUUCAAAAUCCUUUAGGAUUUAUAUGUGGUGGGAAGAUCUGCCUUCUGCCAUUUAAACCUGCUUUGUUAAUCUUGUAUAAGGUCAAGCACUUUGAAUAAGCAUCUUUAAGGAGGGAACCUGAAAUGCAGGUAGUCCUUGACUUACGACCACAAUUGAGCCCAAAAUUUCUGUUGUUAAGUGAGACAUUUGUUAAGUGGGCUUUGUCCCAUUUUAUGACCUUUCUUGCCUCAGUUGUUAAGUGAAUCACUGCAGUUGAUAAAUUAGCAACAUGGUUGUUAAAUGAAUCUGGCUUCCCCAUUGACUUUGUUUGUCAGAAGGUCGCACAAGGUGAUGACAUAACACUGGGACAUUUCAACUGUUGUAAAUACAAACCAAUUGUCAAGCAUCCAAAUUUUGAUCAUGUGACCAUGGGGAUACUGCAAAGGUCAUUAAGUGUGAAAAACGGUCAUAAGUCACUUUUUUCAGUGUAACUUCGAAAGGUCACUAAAUGAAUUGUUGCGUACACCUAAUUUUGCAUUCUUGAUGGGAAUUCUAGCAACUGAUGGAAAGAGAGUGACAGGCAGAUUGCUGUCUUUCAUUCCCAAUUUAAUCUGCUGGUUACUUUGAAAAUACUUUGUGAUCGUAAGAACAUUUCCUAUACAUUUUUAAUUUUAAGAAUAACUUCUAGCAUUCACAACCAAAAUUUAAAAUCUGAAAAAGUGUUCAGAAUGAAAGGCCAACCCCAAAGAACCACAGAAUCAGAAUAUUGGUAACUACAGUACUUGAAGUUUAGCAACGUUUCUGAAUUUUGAUUCCAGUUCUAGCCAUGUUCAAGGGCUUGAACUUCUAAAAUUGAGACUUUUUUUUAAAGGAAAUGCAAAUCUUGCCAAAUAUCAAUUUCUCAGAUGCUAUUUGUAUGCCAAGCUUUCAUACACCAUCGCUGGAUAUUUUAAAAUGUCAAAGAAAUGUGUUCAGUAUUGUGUAUUGUUUUGUAGUUCUGUAUGUAAGUGAGGAUUUUAAAACAAUACUUCAAAUAAGAGUAAAUAUUGCAAGUGGAGAGGUGAUUGAGAAAGAUCAUUUAGGGCUUCUUUUCCUUGGCUGCUUUGUCCUGAACCAAACUACCGUAGAUACCUGAGACAAAAGUGCUUUUAGGACUGAGAUUUCUGCAGAAGAUAUAAAUCAUGAAACUUUAGAUGCUUGGUGCCCUGAUGAAUUAUUAUAAUAAUUAAACCAUGGGAAUAAUAGUGAAUAGCAAUAUAUAGCCCAAUAAUUUCAUUUCUGAAAACCUUAUAGAUCUUGCUAAUUCUUUUCCUUCCUUUAAGAAUUCUUUGUUUAAGAAUAAAGAGUUAAAGUAAAUAAAGGCAAUGCUAGAGGUUGAUGUUUAGUUUUGCAGGAUUUCAGUUUCUGGUUUAUUUUUAAUUUGAAAAAAAAAAUCUUAAAACAAGCUGGGGCAAAGAGGCUGAACAGGUUCUUCUGUCUUGGAUAUAUGCAUUAAGGUCAAGAUGGGGAAUUUUUCUGCACAUCCCACUCAGUCACUAUCCAGUUCCAUUCCAUUUCCCUUCUAAUCAGGGGUGAAAUCCAGCAGGUUCUGACAGGUUCUGGAGAACCAGUAACGGAAAUUUUGAGUAGUUCGGACCACCUCUGGCUGGUCCCAGAGUGGGGUGGGAAUGGAGAUUUUGCAAUAUCCUUCCCUCCAGGAGUGGGGAGGGAAUGGGGAUUUUGCAGUAUCCUUCCCCCUGGAGUGGGGUGGGAAUGGAGAUUUUGCAGUAUUCUUCCCUUGCCAUGCCCACCAAGCCACACCACACCCACCAAGCCACGCCCACAGAACUGGUAGUAAAAAAAAAUGGAUUUCACCACAGCUUCUAAUAUUAUAAUAAUAUAAGAAUUUUGCUGGUCUGAACUAAAGGAUUAUCUAUUCUAGGAUCCUGUUUCCCACAGAAACCCACCUGAUAAUUCUGGGAAGCUUAUUAGAAUAGCAGUAGGAUUCUCCCAUGUUCGCCAGCAAUGGAACUGAAAGGCCAGCAUACUUUGACUUGGAGAUGGUAGAUAGACAUCAUGACUGAUAGCUGUUGAUAGCUUGGGCCAUGAGAGAUUUACCCAGCACCUUUGUAAAACCAAUCCCAUUUCAUCUGGUUAUAAUAUAUUUCCUUUUGUUUUUCCUGAAUCUCCCACUUUUCCGUUUCUCAGGAAGAUCCUACAUUCCAGCAUUUUAAUUUUAGAUGUCUCUCUUUUCUCAUACGAGUUUUCGAAGCUACAAAUCCCAACUAUUAAAACUUUUCUUUGUAUGGGAGUGCUUCCUACCCCUUGAUCAUUUUCGUGGCCUUGUCUGCACCAUUUCCAGCUCACUAAUAUCUUUUUUGAGGUGCAAUAACCAGAAUUCAGUAUUCUAAAUGAACAAUACAAUGGCAAUUGUCUGACACUUCUUUCUUUUGACUUUGGGAAAAAUUCAAAAAGUCUCUUUAAGUAUAUUGUGUGUAUUUUUUUUUCCUUACAGUUUACACAAAUAUGCAUGUUAAAAGCAUGAGUGUCAGUUGUGUCAGUUUUUCUGUCUUGUGUCCAAUAAUUGUACAUCAUUAAGCAGCGGUAUUUUAUAUCUCUAUAUGAAUCACAUUGCUUUAUAAAUUAAUAUAAUGCAUUGAUAUGCUGUAAUAAACAUUUCCUUUUUUAA
Molecule: messenger RNA, 7942 nt
Organism: Pantherophis guttatus
Lineage: Eukaryota; Metazoa; Chordata; Lepidosauria; Squamata; Colubridae
Gene: DACT1
Product: dishevelled binding antagonist of beta catenin 1
Biological process (GO): regulation of Wnt signaling pathway, planar cell polarity pathway; negative regulation of JNK cascade; negative regulation of canonical Wnt signaling pathway
Cellular component (GO): cytoplasm
Source: RefSeq, a predicted model, not a curated record